Messenger RNA from Cimex lectularius (bed bug), 11312 nucleotides. Its product is annotated as cubilin-like. The coding region runs from base 16 to 11064 and encodes 3682 amino acids. The record is from RefSeq and is a predicted model, not a curated record. Lineage: Eukaryota; Metazoa; Arthropoda; Insecta; Hemiptera; Cimicidae. Gene Ontology annotation, molecular function: calcium ion binding. The transcript is spliced from 64 exons.
CGUGCUUAGCACGAAAUGGGCGUAUUAUCAGCAGACGAUAAGGUCACAAGGGACAAAACACAGACACAAGCCACCAGCGUACAGCUCAAGCAGUCUUUUCAGACACCCCAGAUCGCAAUGUUAAUAAGAUUUGGGAUUUUUCUCGCAUACGUGAGCUGCGCGAUCGGCACCGACCAACCCACAAUAUUCACGAAAGAAGGACAUGUGACGAUACUCGGUGGCAAGGAUGGCAACAUAUCAUUCUUCACAGAAGGGACGGGAACUUUUAUUAUUAACGGAAAUAAUUUAUUUAAUAUAAUCACCCUUACGGAUGAAGUGAAGUUGCAGAUUAUGAAUGUGAAUUCCAAAGAGGAAUUAGAUGCGACGUACAAACUUAAAGAGUCCAUUGAGAGAAAUAGUAUCAAGAUAAAUUACUUUGCACAAUUUUUGACUUCAGGCCAAAAUGGAACCAAAGUACCUUUCCUCACAACUAAGUUUAUGGAUGAACUGAAAAGAAAGACUUUUACAUUGGACAAAAAGAUAUUUUUUCUUGAUUCAUCUUUCCGAAGGGUUGACCAAGCUUUGGAAACAAACGAGUGCCAAAACAACCCCUGUUCACAUGGCGGAACAUGCUAUGACGCUUACAAAAGGGCCCAGUGCGUAUGCCCAACCAACUGGAAGGGACAAUUUUGUGAUGUUGAUGUUGACGAAUGUUCAGCGUUCAAUGGAACAGACCUCGGCUGCCAAAAUGGGGCGACUUGUGUAAAUACGGUCGGUUCGUACAAAUGCAACUGCAUAGACGGCUGGCACGGUCUCCAUUGUCUUACAAGAGAAUUUGACUGCUCUCGAACAAAAUCGGAGGAGCUGUGUGGUCAUGGGACAUGCGUUCAGGUUGGACAUGACUACUCGUGCAUUUGCGACCAGGGUUGGACUGUGCCUUACAGCCCAAUCGGCGGGAGCAAUAUGUUUCUGGGCUGCACAGAAGAUAUCAAUGAGUGCAAUUCAACUGUCCUGCCUUGCUCUCACGAUCCCCUGGUAACUUGUAUAAACACUCCUGGAAGCUUUCAAUGCGGAUCAUGUCCAUUAGGUUAUGUUGGUAACGGACACCAAUGUGCUGAUAUAGACGAAUGCCAAACUGACAAUGGUGGGUGUAGCACUGAUCCGUUUGUCCAGUGUAUCAAUAUAAGAGGAAGUAGCACCUGUUUGGCUUGCCCUCCUGGUUAUUCAGGAGAUGGUAGAAGUUGUGAAUACUCAAAAGACCUCUUUAGGUUCGAAAACGGAAGCUGUCACCAUCUAGCUUAUCGUAGUUUUAAUGCUGAUCUUAAUACGGUUGUUUGCCAAUGCCCGAGUGGAUAUGUUGGGACGGGUAUGGGGGUGAAUGGUUGUGUCGAAGACAGUUCUGCGGUAGAUGGCUGCAGUUCGAUGCCUUGUAAGAAUGGUGGGAGAUGUAGGCCAGAACCUGUCGGGGGAAAUUACACAUGCUUCUGCAAACCUCAAUUUUCCGGGAAAAACUGUGAACUAAAACACACUUCAUGCACGACAAAUCCUUGCCAAAAUGGUGGAACCUGUGAAGCAACAAAUUAUUUUCAGAGUGGUUUUUGGUGUCGAUGUCCUGCCGGGUAUUCAGGGUUAUUCUGCGAACAAAUAAACAACGAUUGCUUGGGGACAUUUAAUACUCCUGAUGGGAAUUUUUCUUGGAGUUUGUCUUUCGAAGACAAACAAAACAAAGGGACUUAUAAAGCCUGCAGUUGGUCAAUUCAAACUGACGAAUAUAAAGCUGUGAAAGUAACAUUUUCGGAAUUCACUUUCCCAGGAGCUACACCACCUUGUACAGACCCGUUAUCCGAAGCUAUUCGGCUUAAGGUUUUUGAUGGAAUGUUCAGAGAUUCUAACGUAAUCGGCGUAUACUGUGGCAAUACUGAAUCCCCAAAAACAAUUAUUUCCACCGAGAACACAAUGAGGUUUGAUGUUGAAGGGCAUAUUCUCUCUUCUCCGACUUCCUUCGCCCUUACCUGGACAACUGUAGAUCGGAAAUGUGGUUAUAACAUGAAGGUUAAUACUCACGGUACAAUUUCCUCUCCGGGUUUCCCCGGAAAAUAUCCAAAACGUUCUAAAUGCGUUUGGUCAUUAACUGCUCCACGGGGGAAAAGAAUAGAAUUUCGUUUCCUACAUUUAGAUAUAGGGAAAAACACGAGUUGUGAUACUGUUUUUAUAAAGAUCAGCACUGGAACAGGGAGUUCUUCGAUUGUGCUAAGAGAAAUUUGUAAUUCCUCAAGCCCUGGUACUAUUGUAACUCCAGAACAUAAGGCCCGAAUAGAGUUCCAUCCAGGCACGAUUGACAUGGGCAUUGGUUUCGAGUUGGCUUACAGUGUUAUAAAUGGAAUUGUCGGUUGUGGAGAUAUAUUGACGGCAAGGUCUGGGUUCAUAUUGCCACCGAAAUUGAGCGAUGAUUUAUUUGCAAGACAAAUCUGUGAAUGGCAAAUACAAGCGCCUUUGGGAGAAAAAAUCAAGAUUCUCUUUGAAAAGUUGUCACUAGCAGUUACGGAAAUUUGCAGUGAUAAGUUAAAGGUAUAUGAUGGCCCAGAUACACAGUCCAAACUUGUCGGACAGUGGUGUAGAAACGAACAGCCUCCACCUUUUAUAUCUACAUCCAAUACACUCACAAUAGUUUAUCAACACAAGUUUUAUAAUAGCAUGGGUUUAUUUCGUAUAGAUUAUUAUAUAGUAUGCGAAAAUACUUUUACGGAAAAAUCUGGAGUCAUUAUGUCUCCAAACUAUCCGAACGGAUACCCGCCGAAUACAAAUUGCUAUUACACGAUCGAAAGACCUCCUAUGACUGUCAUAGUGGUUUCUAUUUUAGACAUGGACAUACAGUUUGAUGAAUCUUGUGGUUUAGAUUCACUCACAAUUUAUGAUGGAAAUUCGGACAAAUACAAAGUGAUUGGAAAAUACUGUGGAAAUAACAGCGUAGAUACAUUGACGUCAACGCGCAAUAUGGUUUAUCUCAAAUUUUCUGCCGAUAGCGAUUCGCUACAAGGAAAAGGAUUUUACAUAAAUUACACCACGAUUAAUGUCAAUUGUGGUGGGAUUUUAACUGACCAGGCUGGAACCAUUGAAAUAGAUAAAGUACUUGCCGAAAAAGAAUGCUCAUGGAUCAUAAUCGCCAAACCCAACCACAUUAUACAUCUAGACUGGCAAUAUUUUGUAUCCCUGGAAAUACAUGGAUGCUCAGAUAAUUAUAUUGCUAUAUAUGAUAACGUAACUGCAAUGGGUAAAAGAUUUUGUGAAGAAAAACCACCUCCUUUCACAUCGUCGUCCAACGAAGUGAUGAUAACUCUUUUUAUGUCACACGUUUACUCAGUUGAAUUUAAAGUCUUAUUUACAACAGAAAACGACUUGUCUUGUGUUAGAAAUUUCUUGGCUUCAUCAGGAACGAUAAUUACACCAAAUUAUCCUGCUUACUAUGGUCCUGGACUGCAAUGUCGUUGGACAAUCAGAGUGAAUGAAAGGAAACAAAUAAGGCUGAACGUGAAGGAUUUUGACGUCGAAUUCAGUCAUGGUUGCAAUCGCGAUUAUUUAGAAAUAAGGAACGGUGGAACUGAAACUUCUCCUGUAAUAGGACGUUUUUGUGGCAAAACAAUACCAAGGGAAAUUAUAUCUCAUUCGAAUAAACUCUAUUUAUCUUUCAUUUCUGAUAAAACAGUGGGAGGAAAUGGCUUAAAGAUUUUGUGGGAUGAAGGAUCAACUGGAUGUGGAGGAAAGAUGAAUUCUUCGUCAGGGAGUAUCAUUUCUCCUAAUUAUCCAAGUCCUUAUGACAACAAUUUAAAUUGCUUUUGGAAAAUAACUGUUCCCAUUGGAAAUCAAAUCCAGUUGACAAUAAUCGAUUUGGAUUUGGAAAUGUUGCAAAACUGCGUGGACUAUAUAGAAAUAUUCGAUGGGAAAAACAACCAAGCUCCAUCCUUGGGUCAGUUUUGCAGUAAAGCAGAUAUAAAAACCAUCACUUCAAAGAGCAAUACCAUUUUUUUGGCAUUUCACACUGAUUCGUUAGACACGGGGACUGGUUUCCACCUUUCGUACAUUACCAUUUGCAACCGGACGAUAACUGGUUUCAAAGGUUCAAUCGAAUCACCAGAUUUUCCAUUGUCAAACGGAAAUCUACAUAACUGCCAGUGGAUUAUUCAGGCUCCCUUGGGAAAUAGAAUACAAAUCACUGUGUCACACUUCAUAAUGGGUAGGAGUAAUGUACCACAAAAUGUAUGGUUCAACCAUUUUUACGACCGCGCCUGUAAAUUGGGUUAUCUUGAGAUAAAAGAACAAGACAAAACUGGCCUAGUUUCACAGCUUUUGGAUAAACUUUGUGUCUCAAAUACCAAGCCUGAAAUCACCUCUAACCAAGAUCGUGUUUUCAUUAAUUAUAAAACUUCAACCUUUGGAAUCAGCAGUGCUUUUCGACUUGACUGGGAGGUUUACGGCUGUGGAGGAUAUUUCAAGAACAAAGUUUAUGGUGAAUUUUCUUCUCCCGGAUACCCAAAUAAUUACAACCAUUCAGUAGUAUGCGAAUGGUACAUUGAAGAGCCAGCAGGACGCCUGAUUGUGUUUAGUAUCAAUGAUAUCCAUCUGGAAACAACUUCCAAUUGCUAUCAUGAUCAUUUGGAUAUUUAUAACGGAAUUGAUGAUACAGCACCUAAACUGGCCUCAUUGUGUCACCUUCUUCCGAAUAGCAAAUCUUACACCAUUUCUACAAGUGGUAAUUAUGCUUUUGUAAGAUUUGAAAGUGAUUAUUCAGUAACAGCCAAAGGCUUUCGUGCCAUGUUCAUAGCCCGCAUUGGUGGCUGUGGAGGAAACCAUCGAGGGUUCUCGGGUCAAGUGUACUCUCUGAACUACCCUCAAAAUUACAAUGCAAACAUUAGCUGUACUUACAGAUUAUUUGUCAUGGAAUCGAUGAGCAUUAACCUGACAUUUACCGAUUUCAGCAUUAUGUCCGAUGAGAACUGCACUAAUGCAUAUGUUGAGGUAAGAAAUGAGGAUAAAAGUUUUGGACACUUCUGUGGAAAUAAACUCCCACCGACGAUAAUUUCGAGCAAAAUGUUAAUAAUAACGCAUAAAACCAACCAUUGGACGUCAAAAGGAUUUGCAGCGACUUACACACUUAUUUGUGGUGGCACACUUAAACCACUUGACAAUUUAUCCAAAGGUACCUUGUCGACUAAGAAUAUUCCUCAUCUGGAGUCGAGAAGAAACUGCACAUGGACAAUUAUGUCUGAUGAUCUCAGUGGAAAAGUGACUCUGAUGUUUACAUCGCUACACCUUGAACCGUACCCAAAUUCAAAAUCCAAAGCAUUUAUCGCCAUUUAUAGUGGUUACGAUACAUCUGUUCCUCCAUUCAGAAACAUAACUGGAAAUAAGAUACCAUUGUCAAUAAUUGUUCCAAGUUCCAUAGCGACAAUUAUCUAUCGCUACAAAUAUGGAACAUCAUUCAGUUUGGACUAUUCUCACCUUAACAAUGCAUGUGGAGUAACAUUAAAUUCUGAAGAAGGGACUAUAAACUCACCAAAUUAUCCUCACAAUUAUCCUGCCGAUGUAGAAUGCAAAUGGAAUAUUAAGCUUAGCCCAGGAAACAAACUUUUCCUUAAAUUCAAUGAGUUCAAUAUUACAAGCAGUGAAUACUGCAAUGAAGACUUCUUGGAAAUACGAGAAAAUAAUUUGAGUGGGAAAAAAAUCGGUUUGUUCUGCGGCAACACUUUGCCCCGUAACAUUCAGAGCAAUACAUCACUCUGGAUUCUCUUUCGAAGCUCAGUAAACGGGACUGGCAAAGGGUUUUCAAUGGAUUAUUUAUUAGUGAGUGGAGGCGUCUUAGAAGGCCCGGCUGGGUCCAUUGCAAGCCCUAAUUAUCCAAGUUUACACAGCAUAUCUAAGAACAUUUUCUUAUGGACUAUUUCAGUUUCAUCAGGCUCGGUGAUCCGCAUAACAAUUGUGGAUUAUUCGAUUUCACAAUUGUAUUACGAUGAUUGUGAAGAGAGUGGUGGCUUAAUGAUUUACGAUGGACCCAACAGUGAAUCACCAGUUUUAAAAGCCAUUUGUACCAUUGAAUCACCAUUUACGACGAGAAGUAAUAUCGCCUUCAUAAAGAUGAGAAAUAUUUUACCAAGCAAGUUCUUCCUUUCGUGGGAAGAAAUUGGAAAAGUUUCAGUAAACAAUGAUAGUUGUAACUCGACGAUAUUCAUAACUGGAAACCAAGGUGGAAAUAGUACUUAUAAUGUGACCAGUCCUGGCUAUCCAAAUCUAUACCCUCACAACCUUCAUUGUACAUGGUUUAUAAAAACAGACAUUGAGAACCAUAUAGUUAUAUCUUUUAAAAAGGUUGAUUUAUGGAAUGUUUAUGUAUGUCAUGACAUAGUCAAAGUCUUUGAUGUGGAGACAAAUACGGAAUUAGCGUCCAUUUGCAGACACACUGACAUUGUUAAUGUCACUGGUGGUCGUACAGUUAAAAUAACAUUCGAUACUGACAGUUACGGAAAUAAGAAAGGAUUUUUAGCUAUGGCGAAAGUUGAAUGCGGAGGCAGUAUUAGUGAACCGGAUGGAAUUAUAAAACUGCCUGCAGUGCGGGGGCGCGCCCAUUUUGAUUGUCAGUGGAACAUAACAGUCAAACAGGGGCAAACAAUUAAAAUAGAAUUCAGAAAAUUUGAUUAUUUUUCACCCAGUCUUUCUUGCAAUAGUUCUUAUGUGAUGUUGAGAAAUGGUGGGUAUCCUGACUCUCCGUAUCUUGGACAGGGUAAGUACUGCGGUAAACAGAAUCCUCCUGUUCUGGAAACAACUAGCAACAGGGUUAAAAUAUAUUUCAAGCGGGAAGCAGAUGAGGAGAUUGAAAUAUAUUAUGAAGCGAUUUCCCCGAAUUGUAAACAGGAUUUUUAUCUGUCACGCCAAGGUCUGCAAUCAAUAAACAUAAGCAAUCCGAACAAGGCGUAUAUCUGUACCUGGGUCAUUCUCACCGAUUCUGAUGACAGCCUUCAUUUCCAAUUAGUCAAGUUGACGUUUGAUUCUAAUAGAAAUUGUGAGAAUCAAUAUUUGGAAAUUCGCGAAGGUGGUUCAGAGCGAGGGCAUUUAAUAAAGAAAGUUUGCAGAAAACUGUUGUCUUUUUUCAACACGGAAGGGAAUGCUUUGUUCAUCAAAUAUUUUUCAGAUGUGCCAGAUUCUACAGCCAACUUUAGUGCGAUAGUUUCUUUGUCCAAAUGCGGUGGUACCUUACUCGGAUAUUACGCGACAAUUAAGUCCCCCGGAUUUCCAAAAAGUUACGAACCCAACACAAAAUGCGAAUGGAUCUUCCGCAAUGAUUUAGAUAUGGGUUACAUUGUAAUGUUUGAUACGUUCAAAAUUGCUAAUGAGCAUAAAAACUGUGAGAACACAACUUCAUCCGAUGACACUUUUAUUAUUAUGAAUGUAGAAACAGGAGAAAACUCAUCUUAUUGCGGAAAUGUCCAGCAUAAACAUAGUUUCAAGACAGAUUCUUCAGAUAUGAAUAUAGUUUUCAUCGCAAAAGAAAAUAAGCUGAACAUCAAGGAUUUGCGGUUUUCCUUUGUUGUAUACAGAAACCAAAGGAAAGCUUGCGGAGAUUUUCUUCAGUUUAAAAGUGGAGACAUUUCCAGCCCAGGCUACCCAAACAGCAUCAAUUUUCACACUUGCGAAUGGUCGAUUACGGCUUCACCAGGAAAAAUAGUAACAGUUAAAAUUAUGGAUUUGGACUUGCCUACCUCUAAAAACAAUUACGUUUCUUUUUACAGCAGAUAUAAUCUACUAAUUGCUAAAUUAAAUGGGUCACAAUCAAACGACACUAUUGUAGAAUCACCUGGAAACUUUAUGGAAAUAGUUUUAUCCUGUCCAAGAUGUCGAGGAUACCGUGGAUUCAGUGCAUCAUACACCACAACAAAACAAGAAUUAUGCAGUGGAACACUUGCUGAUAACAACGGAAGUAUGGUGUUUUACUAUCCCGAUUUACCCGUUCUUGAUUGUAAAUGGACAUUUCCUGAGGUUAAAGGAAGAACCGUUACACUCGUAAUGUCUGGGAAUAUUGAGAUGGUUGACGGAGAUUGCAUCAAAAGCACUCCACAAAUACAAAUAUCCUUACCCUCUAUCCAUAACUAUUUAUAUUGCGUAAGUGCUGAACAACACAGUUACAGACUAGUUUUACCCGGUGUAGAAAUGGAUAUAAAGGUUCUCGGAGCCCAAUCAAACGCAAACGCAACGCUAAAUUUCACAUUAAAUUGGAAUUCCAAUCAAUGUGGAAGUAACGGCAAUUUGAACGAUUAUUCGGAUGUGUUGCUCAGUCCUGGUUACCCGAACAAUUACAGCCCUAAUUUGGAUUGUGUUUGGUUGUACCAAAUAAAUUACCGAUCAGUUAAGAAGAUCAAAUUUAAUAAUUUCUCUUUAGAAAACGACUGCAAUAACGAUUUCCUUGAAAUCAUGAGUGGGGAAGAUUACUUUGAAACAAAUUUGGGAAAGAAUAAAUAUUGUGGAACAAUUGUCCCAGCGGAUUUAAUAAUGGGUCGAUAUUACGUUUGGUUUUAUUUUCACAGCGAUUCCACAAACGAAUUUCAAGGAUUUAAUAUUUCCAUAGAUACAAUUUCAAAUGGUUGUGGUGGUCUUCACACUAGCAAUCAGGGAGUUAUCAUGUCUCCCAAUUACCUGAAACAAUAUAAAAAUAAUACUGAAUGUGAAUGGGUCAUCCACACCCAUGAAGGUAACCACAUUGAAAUUAAGUUGAAAGGAAGGAUGCAGAUUGAAAAAAGCGACAACUGCACCAAAGACUAUCUCGAGUUUUUUGAUGGCGUUAAUCAUACGUGGGUGUCUAUUGCGAAAAAAUGUGGCUCGGACUUUGGUCCUACUGUCUACUCGACUUCAAACAAAAUGAAAAUUUUAUUUAGAACUAACGAUAUAAUUACUGGAAAUGGAUUUUUGCUGGAUUGGCAAGUCAUUUGUGGUGGGAUGUUUGAGGCGGGUAAAACGCUUAGUCAUAUUUAUUCUCCAGGAUAUCCUGAUAAAUAUUUAGGACCACUUACUUGCAACUAUACCAUAUCCGCUGAAGGGAAAAUGAUAAAGGGGCGUUUUGUCGACUUUCAAUUAGAAGACGAAAUGCAGUUAGAGUGUCACUUUGAUUACGUAGAGAUUAUCACCUCUUCAUUUUCUUUCAAAGAAAUUGUUACCAAAAAAAGCAAAAAGUACUGCGGUACGACGGCCCCUGAAGAAUUUCAGUCUUUUGGUUCUUUCACAUUAACAUUUGUUGUCAACGAUUAUGAUGAUUAUAAAGGCUUUGACUUGGAAUAUUUCGUUGAAGAUUGUGGUGGUGAGAUAAAAGAACCAACAGAAAUAAAUUAUGAAACAACAACAUCAGUGCCGACAAACUGUAGCUGGUAUAUAACGGCACCAAAAAACAGAAUUGUCAUAAUUAGUGUGGGCCUUAACUACAUAAAUUGUUUCAUCAGUGCAUUGGUAAUAUAUGAUGGUGGUAUUUCUAAUAACAAUGCCACAGUUCUCAAAACAUUGUGCAGGGUUGGAGCAUAUUUGCCCUAUCGUAUCACUUCAACAUCAAAUGAAGCUUCAAUAAAUUUAUACUCUCUCGCUCCUUCGAAGAGAACGCAAUUUUCCUUUGUGGUAUGGUUUGGUUAUGAAUGUGGGGGAACAAUCACGUUGAACAAAACUGAACGGAUUUCAUUUUCAAUACCUAAAGACGACAGAGCAGCUUUUAGUUGUUUGUGGGUAGUGAAAGCUCGUGAGGGAGAAAAGAUAUUGAUGAAAGUCAACAGUGUCUCUACUACAAUUCCUUGUUCAAUUGAAUUGCUUGUGAAAGACGGUGGUCCAGAUGACGAACAAAUAUAUUUUGACUGUCUUCUGGCUGAAUUGCAUUUCUCAUCGACUGGAAGUAAGAUUGCAUUCGAGGCAUUUUCAUUUAUUUUAUCAAAUGCUUCAUUCAGCAUAGAUUUGGAAAUUCACAAUUCACCUUGUGGUCAAUCAGUAUUAACCGUGACGGAGGAUCCAGAGGUUCUGACUUCGCCCAACUUUCCACAGCCUUACCCGACAAAUGUACAUUGUUUAUGGAAGUUUUACAGUUCCAAAAGUAAAAUCAGUCUUCAUUUCGAUCAUGUGGAUAUGUGCGAAGAUGAGAAAUGCAUUGAUUAUUUGGAAGUGAUUGACGUUUAUAGAUUUAUCCCGUAUAAGACCAGGUUGUCUGGCAAAAAAAAUGGCUUCGAUUUUGUAGCCCGAUCUGGUGUCAAUAUGAGGUUUGCCAGCGGAGGACGUGUGUCGCAAAACCGAGGGUUCAGACUCACUUACAGAACUCAGUCGUGUACUCACAACUACACAAGCAACUAUGGGAAUAUUAAAGAGUUUAAUUUGUUAAAAUGUCGUCUGGUAAUACAGCCGAAGGAAACCAACAGAACUAUUUCAAUAUAUUUCCAAUCUGUCAAUUUACAAUUUAAAAAUGACUGCGGCUCCGCUUCAUUGAAGAUAUACGACGGACUAGAGCUAACCGAUAACAAUUUAAUGUCAGUAAUAUGCAAAAGAUCAUUGCCAAAUCCUAUAUUUUCAACAGGACCAUCACUGACGAUGGAUUUCGUGUCGAAGUUAGAAGGAGAAUUUGAGUUUACAUAUACGACUACAGACAAAGGUCGAGGCUGCGGAGGGACGCUGAUGGGAACACGAGGAGUUUUCACGAGUCCAUUCUAUCCCAGCAACCCGGGCCAAGACGUAACUUGUGUGUGGGAUAUUGAAGGGCCUUACAAUUCUGUAGUGGUUUUAGAAUUUAAAAAAUUCGAUUUGGGCAGCAUGGAAUCGUGUUCCUACAACUUUGUCGAGGUGUACGAUGUUGAAAAAUCAGGUCAUAAAAACAAAAUUAUGACUUACUGUGCUGAGGAUAAGCCAUCAACAAUUAAGGGAAAUUAUGCAAAGAUGAAGGUUGUCUUCACAUCAACAUUGCAUAAUCAGGGUAGUGGAUUCUUUGCCUCGUUUAAAAGUGUUAUUCCCCCCAGUGUAAUGAAGCUUUCUUCAGCUCUGAGGAAUGCCAAACAAUCAGAAGAAACUGCAGUCUCUGUUUAAUUUCAAAAUUUCGUACAAAGUAAACUUGAAAAAAAAGUUCUCUGUGUUAAGUAUGUUUUAUACUGUGUAUCAUGUAAAUAUAUUAAAUAAGAAAUACAAUAAAAUAUGACAUAAUAAUGACUGAAAGGCAUGUAGUUUAGUUUCUGUAAUUAUGUUAUAACUUAUGACACUAAUUGUUAAUUUUUUUCAUGAACACUAGUCAUUAAUGUAUAGGUCUGUUCUGAAUAAAUAAUGUUAUGGGUAUAUUA